AUGGAUCCCAUCGACCCAACCACCGGCCAGCCCCUCCCCAGCGACGCCAUCCAGCGCAUCCUCUUCGUCGCGCACCCCGUCCACGUCUACAACAUCCCCCCGCUCACCUCCAUGCGCGGCCACUCCGCCUCCUCCUGGACCGAGGACCCCGCCCGCCACAUCUUCACCGCGCGCCUCCGCGUCGUCGAGACCUCCUUCGAGAGCACCGCCGAUUCCUCCUCCUCCUCCGCCACCAGCAUCAAGAUCGACCUCGUCCUCGAGGACCCCUCCACAGGCGCCCUCUUCGCCGCAGCCCCCUACAACGACCGCGCCGCCGUCGAGCCCGUAGUCGACAGCAGCCGCUUCUUCGCCGUCACCGUCAAGGACCCCCAGGGCAGGAAAGCCGUCCUGGGCAUCGGCUUCGAGGAGCGCUCCGACGCCUUCGACCUCGCCGUCUCGCUGCAGGAGGCCCGGCGCAGCCUCGGCUGGGAAUCCGAACAGGCGCACAACUCGAGCAACCCGGCCGACGCAAAGGCCAACAAGACGGAGACCAAGGACUACAGCCUCAAGGAGGGCGAGACCAUCACAGUAAACCUCGGCGGCACAAAGUUCGGUCGCCGACGGCCCCAGAACGCGCAAGACGAGUCAACAUCGUCGAGCAGUUCGGCCGACCUACAAUCUUUUGCCCUGCCGCCUCCGCCCGCGGGAGGCUUUUCUUUGCCGCCGCCGCCCAAGACGUCGGACGUGAAAGAGAAGCGCAAGUCGCUCAAGAACCUGGGCUUCGACGACGGCCAGUUUGGAGAAUUUGCGUAG
Messenger RNA from Trichoderma citrinoviride, 792 nucleotides. Its product is annotated as adaptin ear-binding coat-associated protein 1 NECAP-1. The transcript has a single exon. Gene Ontology annotation, cellular component: clathrin vesicle coat; membrane. NCBI's taxonomy places the organism in Eukaryota, Fungi, Ascomycota, Sordariomycetes, Hypocreales, Hypocreaceae. Bases 1 to 792 code for a protein of 263 amino acids. The record is from RefSeq and is a predicted model, not a curated record. Gene Ontology annotation, biological process: endocytosis.